Molecule: messenger RNA, 1323 nt
Organism: Aspergillus clavatus NRRL 1
Lineage: Eukaryota; Fungi; Ascomycota; Eurotiomycetes; Eurotiales; Aspergillaceae
Product: FAD-dependent oxidoreductase
Exons: 3
Coding region: 1-1323 (440 amino acids)
Biological process (GO): secondary metabolite biosynthetic process
Molecular function (GO): FAD binding
Source: RefSeq, a predicted model, not a curated record
AUGACAACGCAAAAGAACUUCCACGUCGCCGUCAUCGGCGGCGGCAUCGCCGGCAUGACUCUGGCCAUCGCCCUCCACCGCCGUCAGAUCCCAGUUACCAUCUACGAGCAAGCCCCCGCGUUCGGCGAGGUAGGCGCAGGCGUCUCCUUCGGCCCCAACGCCGUCGAGGCGAUGAAGGUGUGCCACCGCGGCAUCCACGAGGCCUUCGAGCGGGUCUGCACGCGCAACCUGUGGCCCUCCAAGCAGAAGGUGUGGUUCGACUACCUGGAUGGCUUUCACCGCGGCACCUCGACCAGCGCCCAGAACUCGAGCCGCCAGGACAUCGCCUUCACUAUCUCCAAUAGCCUGGGCCAGACGGGUGUCCACCGGGCACAUUUCCUAGACGAGCUGAUCCAACUGGUGCCGAGCGAGAUCGCGCGGUUCAACAAGCGCCUGGAGAACGUCACGGAGCGCGCCGACGGCAAGCUUGUGAUGCACUUCGCCGAUGGAUCGGAGGAUCUGACCGAUGUGGUUGUCGGCUGCGACGGCAUCAAGUCACAGGUCCGCCGGCUCAUCGUCGGCGACGACCACCCCUCGGUGCAUCCAUCAUACACGCACAAGUAUGCCUAUCGCGGCCUGGUGCCCAUGGAACAGGCCAUCGAGGCCGUGGGGGAGGAACUGGCGUCGAAUUCCUGCAUGCAUAUGGGCCCCGGCGGCCACAUGUUGACCUUCCCCGUCAACCAAGGCAAAACCCUCAACAUCGUCGCCUUCCACACCUCCCCCGAUGAAUGGACCGACUACCCGCGCCUCACCCGCCAAGGGACUCGUGACGAAGCACUCCGCGACUUUGCCGGCUACGGGCCCAACGUCACCAAGCUGCUGAAACUGACCGAUGAGAAACUCAGCGUGUGGGCCAUCUUCGACCUCGGCGACCACCCGGUCCCCACCUUCCACAAAGGCCGUAUCUGCAUCACCGGCGACGCCGCGCACGCGACCUCCCCGCACCACGGCGCCGGCGCCGGCUUCUGCAUCGAGGACACGGCGGUGCUGGCGACGCUGCUAGCGGACGAGCGGGUGCAGACGGGCGCCGACCUCGCGGCCGUCCUGGCAGCAUAUGAUCACAGCCGCCGCGAGCGGGCGCAGUGGUUGGUGCAGAGCAGCCGGUUCGCGGGGAACUGCUACGAGUGGCUCGCGGAGGGCGUGGGGGCGGAUUUCGCGAAGAUCGAGCAGGCGAUUACUCACCGGAAUGGGAUCAUUGCCCAUGUCGAUGUGCCGGCGAUGUGUGCGCAGGCGAGGGAGGGUCUGAGGAGGCGGUUGGGGCGGGUGAGGAGGGGGGUUUUGUAG